Messenger RNA from Trichoderma gamsii, 525 nucleotides. RefSeq lists its product as hypothetical. Lineage: Eukaryota; Fungi; Ascomycota; Sordariomycetes; Hypocreales; Hypocreaceae. Bases 1 to 525 code for a protein of 174 amino acids. Gene Ontology annotation, cellular component: extracellular region. The transcript has a single exon. The record is from RefSeq and is a predicted model, not a curated record.
AUGAAGUUCCAACUCGUCUCCCUCCUCGCCCUCCUCCCCUCCGCCCUCGCCCAAACAGACGCAAACCCCAUCCUCACCGCCCUCGGCACAAUCACUAGCGACACCACCAGCCUCAACACCACCGUCGCAAACUUCGACGGCGACCCCCUCAAACUCAUCAAAAUCACCAUUCAGUCGGCGCAGCUCCUCUCUGACAUCAACAAGGGCACCGACACGGCCAACAAGGCCGCCAACCUGACGAUCGACCAGACGCUCGCCAUUGCCACGGCGACACUCGCCCUCGCCACGGACGUCAACCAGACCAUCACGACAAUCAUCAACACCAAGCCCGCGUUUGACAAGCUGCUGGUGGUGGACCCUGUGAUUCUGCUAAACCUCAAGCUGGAGCAGGACGCAACGCGGAAGUUUAGCGCGGCAGUGGUGGCCAAGGUGCCGGAGGCGCUACAGGCGGUUGCGCAGGGCUUGACGCAGGGGAUUGACGAUAGCUUCUCGGAGGGGAUUGCGGUGUAUGAGCAGUUCUUGUAG